CCCAGGAAGGAGCAGCAGAGAAUUCCCAAGGUCCAAAUGCAGGGAAAACAUACUAGCCCACACACUGUUUCUGGUCAUCGGGCCCUAUGGCUCUCUCCUGGCAUUUUCUGCCUGGGCCUUGCAUUCCUGCUGGGCUGGGUGGGCCUGCUGCAGGGACACCCCCAGUGCUUGGAUUAUGGCCCACCCUUCCGUCCUCCUCAGCGCCUGGACUUUUGCUCUGACUAUGACUCCUUUGGCUGCUGUGAUCAGCGCAAGGACCGCCGCAUCGCUGCCAGGUACUGGGACAUCAUGAGCUACUUUGACCUGAAGGGCCACGAGCUGUGUGGAGGUUACAUUAAAGACAUCCUUUGCCAGGAGUGCUCUCCCUACGCAGCUCACCUCUAUGAUGCCGAGAACCCUCAGACACCACUCCGGAACCUUCCGGGCCUCUGCUCUGACUACUGCUCUGCCUUCCACCGCAGCUGCCACUCGGCUAUCUCCUUGCUAACCAAUGACCAUGGCUUCCAGGAGUCCCAUGACGAAGAUGGUGCUCGCUUCUGCCACCUCCUCAACCUCCCUGACGAGGACUACUGCUUCCCCAAUGUCCUGAGGAACGAUCAACUCAACCACAACCUGGGAGUGGUGGCUGAGGACCAGCAGGGCUGCCUGCAGCUCUGCCUGGCUGAGGUGGCCAAUGGCUUGAGGAACCCCGUGUCCAUGGUCCACGCUGGGGAUGGCACCCACCGCUUCUUUGUCGCUGAGCAGGUAGGAGUGGUGUGGGUCUACCUCCCUGACGGGAGCCGCCUGGAACAGCCCUUCCUGGAUCUCAAGAGCAUCGUGCUGACCACGCCGUGGAUCGGGGAUGAGAGAGGCUUUUUGGGCCUUGCUUUUCACCCCAAAUUCCGCCACAACCGCAAGUUCUAUAUUUAUUAUUCAUGCCUGGGCAAGAGGAAGGUGGAGAAAAUCCGGAUUAGUGAGAUGAAGGUCUUCCAGUCUGACCGCAACAGAGCGGAUCCCAAAUCAGAGAGGGUCAUUUUGGAGAUCAACGAGCCAGCCUCCAACCACAAUGGCGGACAGCUUCUCUUUGGCCUGGAUGGCUAUCUGUACAUAUUCACUGGGGACGGAGGGCAGGCUGGGGAUCCGUUUGGCAAGUUUGGAAAUGCUCAGAACAAAAGUUCUCUGCUGGGGAAAGUGUUAAGGAUUGAUGUGAACAGGGCAGGCGUGGAUGGCCAGCGGUACCGAGUGCCCCUGGACAAUCCGUUUGUCUCUGAGCCAGGUGCCCACCCUGCCGUCUAUGCCUACGGGGUCAGAAACAUGUGGCGCUGUGCUGUGGACCGAGGAGACCCCGUCACACGCCAGGGUCGAGGUCGGAUGUUCUGUGGGGAUGUGGGCCAGAACAAGUUUGAGGAAGUCGACCUCAUAGUUAAAGGCGGGAACUAUGGCUGGAGAGCCAAGGAAGGGUUUGAAUGUUAUGACAAGAAACUUUGCCAUAACGCGUCCUUGGAUGACAUUCUGCCCAUCUAUGCUUAUGGCCAUGGGGUAGGAAAGUCAGUCACUGGAGGGUAUGUCUACCGUGGGUGUGAAUCCCCCAAUCUCAAUGGACUCUACAUCUUCGGGGACUUCAUGAGUGGCCGACUUAUGGCUUUGCAGGAAGAUGGGAGAACUCAGAAAUGGACAAAGCGAGACAUCUGCUUGGGCAACUCGACCUGCGCCUUCCCGGGGCUGAUCAGCGCGUACAGCAGGUUCAUCAUCUCCUUUGCUGAAGAUGAAGCGGGGGAGCUGUAUUUCCUGGCCACCUCCUACCCAAGUGCCUAUGCGCCAUACGGAUCUAUUUACAAGUUUGUUGAUCCUUCAAGGCGAGCCCCACCAGGCAAGUGCAAAUAUAAGCCAGUGCCGGUGAGAACCAAGAGUAAGAAGGUCCGGUUCCGGCCACUCGCUGCCACAGUCUUGGACUUGCUGAAGGAGGAAUCACAGAAAGCAGCCCGAAAACCAUCCAAUGCAACCUUAACUUCUAGCUCAGACAGGGUUGCAUCUCAGAAGGGCUCCCCCAAGAAACCAGCUUCUCCCCGAAGCAGCAAGAAAACACUCCGAAGGCCUGGUACCAAGAAGAAAAGCAGAGCGUGGUCCCCACGUCCCCAGGGCAAGAGGAAGCAGAAUCUUGACAGCCGUGGUGGCGUGGGGAUGAGACAGGCCGCAGGCAGAAGUCGCCCAUGACCUCUUGGUCAACUUGGCCGAUGAGACCUGAAAUAGGAGAAUGCUUCACUGAGUGUAUACUGCUGUCCAUACUGAGUCUGGGUCUCAGACAGUCAAGAAGCCUGGGUGGCAGUGGGUUGGGCAGGCCUGUUUUCUAGCCUGUGUGGUCUUUCCCUCCCUGGGAAAUCUUGCUGUCUAAUGAAGAAACACGAGCCUGGUCUGUGGGCAGCAUUUCUGUGGAGAGCCCCCAGCCCACAGGACCUUGCACCUGGCUUAUGGCAUGUCCAGUGUGCAUACCUGCCUGGCAUCCCACCUGAUAGCCUUUCUACCUGGGGUAAUAAAUUACCUUUGGCUUA
Mus pahari (shrew mouse) is the source of this 2528-nucleotide messenger RNA. RefSeq names its product HHIP like 2 (gene Hhipl2). Bases 37 to 2193 code for a protein of 718 amino acids. NCBI's taxonomy places the organism in Eukaryota, Metazoa, Chordata, Mammalia, Rodentia, Muridae. The transcript is spliced from 9 exons. The record is from RefSeq and is a predicted model, not a curated record.